This is a messenger RNA of Laetiporus sulphureus 93-53, 715 nucleotides long. RefSeq lists its product as uncharacterized. Bases 91 to 552 code for a protein of 153 amino acids. The record is from RefSeq and is a predicted model, not a curated record. The transcript has a single exon. Lineage: Eukaryota; Fungi; Basidiomycota; Agaricomycetes; Polyporales; Laetiporaceae.
AAUUCAAUUAUCCGAUUCCUCUUAGACAAGAUAUCAACGGUGGAGGGUCUGUGGUGAUCAUAUAGGUUGCGCCAGAGAAUUGCAAGUGUCAUGAUGACAAUAAGUAUUACAGGCAAUAUCGACCGUGUUCACUACGAGUCUCGACUUUCAGCGUGCGCGCCAUUUGUAAUCAUUUCCGGGCCGCCUUUAGAGAAUACCUCUAGCUACGGAGGCCUUGCUCACCGUCUUUUGGUCCAUGCUAGGUUCCAAAUCUAUGACAAGCGGAAAAUGAUCGAAAGCAUCAGCCUUGUCAUACUCGACGGAGCCAAGGGCGGCAUCCGCAUAACGGGCGUGAGGCUGAAAUUUUGCGCUACAAUGGUGCCUUCGUGGUGUGACCGAUACUCUACCGCGUCGACCACUCUGAUGUGGGAGACGAUCCGUGCGUCGAAAAGGCAUUUGGAGCUACGCCAAUGGCAGCAACCGUCUAGUCCAACUACCUUUUCAACUUUGAACUUGUAUCUGAUGUCCUUCAUGAUCCAUGCUCAGUGGGCCUGGGUGAGCUGUUGUUGCUAGUAGAAGGAUGUUGACACCGUCGACUCGGAGAAUCGAGAUACCCCGAAUUAGUACCCGAAGAAUGGCUGUGCGACAACGUCGCGUUGUUUGAAUCUCUACCGAAGUCGUGAUUAAAUUCUUGUGCGAAGUCAAAUGUGACGUACGUCUGGGAUCAUAAUCUUCU